Molecule: messenger RNA, 2062 nt
Organism: Salvelinus namaycush (lake trout)
Lineage: Eukaryota; Metazoa; Chordata; Actinopteri; Salmoniformes; Salmonidae
Exons: 3
Coding region: 204-1130 (308 amino acids)
Source: RefSeq, a predicted model, not a curated record
AAUCCACUAAUUUGAAGGGUGUCCACAUACUUUUGUGUAUAUAGUGUAGUUUGACUUCACUUCAAAACAUACUACUGUUUUUUGUUAGUGUGGUGAUAUUGAAAUGAUGAGUCGACGUUUCUCGUUUCCCAUGUUAGUAUAGUAUACCUAUUAAAAGUCAUAGUCCGUUAUCAUCUUCCUCGGCCUCCCAAACCUCAUCUUUUAUGGAGAAAUCGAUGGUUGCCACAGAAGGACUCCUCUUCAACACUUCUAUUUUCUUCCUCUUCUUUCCCCCUCCAUCACUUGUCAUCCUGCUUUUUUGUCUUUUUCGUUUGCGCGUUCACUCUUUUCACCCUGCAGGUAUUCAGUCCAUCUGGUGGACAUCUCCUUCCCCCUGCAGGUAUUCAGUCCAUCUGGUGGACAUCUCCUUCCCCCUGCAGGUAUUCAGUCCAUCUGGUGGACAUCUCCUUCCCCCUGCAGGUAUUCAGUCCAUCUGGUGGACAUCUCCUUCCCCCUGCAGGUAUUCAGUCCAUCUGGUGGACAUCUCCUUCCCCCUGCAGGUAUUCAGUCCAUCUGGUGGACAUCUCCUUCCCCCGGCAGGUAUUCAGUCCAUCUGGUGGACAUCUCCUUCCCCCUGCAGGUAUUCAGUCCAUCUGAUGGACAUCCCCUUCCCCCUGCAGGUAUUCAGUCCAUCUGAUGGACAUCCCCUUCCCCCUGCAGGUAUUCAGUCCAUCUGGUGGACAUCUCCUUCCCCCUGCAGGUAUUCAGUCCAUCUGGUGGACAUCCCCUUCCCCCUGCAGGUAUUCAGUCCAUCUGGUGGACAUCCCCUUCCCCCUGCAGGUAUUCAGUCCAUCUGGUGGACAUCCCCUUCCCCCUGCAGGUAUUCAGUCCAUCUGGUGGACAUCUCCUUCCCCCUGCAGGUAUUCAGUCCAUCUGGUGGAAAUCUCCUUCCCCCGGCAGGUAUUCAGUCCAUCUGGUGGACAUCUCCUUCCCCCGGCAGGUAUUCAGUCCAUCUGGUGGACAUCUCUUUUUUGCUUCUUCUUUUCUUCUUACUUGUGUUUUUCUUCCAUCAGUUCUCAAGGACCCUUUUUGUUGACUGGUCAGAUAAAAAUGAUUUUCCCUGGCUCAGGCUCCAUGAUCUGGUGGUGUAGGCACGUGAACGCGACCAGGGUUUGAUUUCUGUCUCCACCUUUCCCACUUUGUCUCACCGCUGUUUCGUCUUCCCACUGUUUCUAAUCUGUCUGAAUACAGCAGAAAUGUCCUAAAUAUAUAUAUAUUUUUUAAUAAAUAUAUAUUUUCCCGGUGGGAGUCAUAAAUUGAACAGCACAAUCACUGUUUAACGUUGUUCCGUUCUCUCCUAAAGGAAAUUAUCUUAACUAUACUAAAUUGACUGGAUAACUUCACCAACAACAAAAUGGGUAAUUUCCUGUAUAGUAUGUCUGCUUGAUUGUUUGUUUUCCAGGUCUUUAUGACCUUUUUAUUGAUGUGUUUUCCCUUAUCGUUUCUUCGCCUUUACCUAAUGUUUACUUCCUGUUGCUUUUUUCACUCAUAUUUUUUCCUAGUCCCUUUCUUCUUCCUCCCCCUCAGUACAUCCUGUGUUAUUGUUUGACCUCUGACCUUUCCCUGCUGUCUCUGUAGAGAGGAGUCCUUCUACUGCACUGUCCCCAUCACCCCUGUUAAGAGGGAGAUGGAGGGCCUUGACACCGUAGAGGAGGUGAGACGGGUUGCCAAGUGUGGUUAGACAAGCUGCCUGGGUUGCCAGUUUGGAGCCUAACCGGAGAUGCCCAUAGAGCCUAUGCUCUCACUGCAUGGCGUGGGUUGUGGUGUAAUUUCCCCCCAAAACCCACUAAGAUUUCAGACACCGUCUGCAGUGGUAGUGUAUAUGCUGACGUGACUUGAGGUUUGCGUAAUACCUUAAUGUAUGUUUCAUAGUAGACCGUUCCAGUUCUGUCUCCAUUGUAGCUGUACUACCACUCCUCUUGCCCACUCCUAGAGUGUAGCACUAACAUUUAAUCAUGCCCUGUGAGUGUCAUCAUCCCCCUAUCUCCACUGUAACAUGGUAUCUCCCUGGUUGCUUAGAACA